GCUGGAAAGGAUCAGUUCGGACGGUGGCGGUGUUCCGCGUUGUGUGUUGUCACGUGUGUUGUCAUUCGUGGGAACGCAGGAUCAAAUUCGUUUUUUAUUUUUAUUUUCCUACAACUUUCUUGAGUCCACCAUCUGAGAAUGAGCUCGGAGACACACGAGGGCAAAGAUGAGGACUGUGUGUUCCUGGAGCGGGUUCUGGAUUCACUUUAUGACUUUGGAUCAGAAACAAAACAGAGACUCAAAACCCAAAAAAAGAAAAAGAGAAAAAGAUGUGAAGAACAGGAGGAAGAAGGGGAACUUCAAGCACUGAAAGAAACCUGCAGUGACAGUGAAGACAGCAGAGAUGCUGAGGUUCACAGCGGUGCAGAGCAGCAACCACCAAACCCUCAACUAAAAGGUCAGAGGAUCCAGUUGGAGAACAAGGUGGAGGUGGUCACAUUUCAGGACCCCAGAAAGAAAAUGAAAACCAAACAAACUCCAGUUUCCACCAAGAUUCCUGUUAAAUCUGCACAGGACGCUCAGAAAGCGGAGCAGAAGCAAAUCAGCCAGCAAGAGCAGCUCAGUUUGGAAAAGGCUCGUCUGGAGGUCCAUCGGUUUGGAAUCACAGGCUACAAGAAGGAGCAGCAGCGGGUUUUUGAGCAGGACAGAGCAAUAAUGCUGGGAGCCAGACCUCCAAAGAAGGGGUACGUCAACUACAAGGUGCUGCAGGAGCAAAUCACAGAGAAGAAGCAGAAAGCCAAGGAGGAGUUUCAGCCAGACAAGAAGAAAAAGAAGAAAAGCAAUCAAAAAGACAAGAAGAAACCAUCCAGCUCUGGUUCUGGUGUGGCGCCCUCGGGCCUGGUGGGUCGGUUCAAGAACGGCAUGCUGAUCCUCAGUUCGAAGGAGAUCCAGAAAAUCAAAAGCAACAAGUGAAGGGACAAGGUGCGAAGAUGAUAAUCCAGACAAGCAUGACAGAAAAUGGCAGCAGACUGGAGGAGGUUGUGCAGUGAGUCGGCGGGCCGCAGCAGACGAUCCUGAUUUCCUGACAAGACGCAGGUCUGCUGCAAACGUUGGAACGAGUCAAGCCUCUGAAAUCCCGAUUACAGACAUGGACAUUAAAUCUGUGGCAGGACAUGAACAUGCGCACAAACAAUGGACUUGGGGGAGAUAAAUUUCAGACCUGGUUUAUUUAUUUCCUUUGUUAUAAAGUACCAGAAGAAAUGAGACAAUGCAGUUUUUUGUAUUUGUCAUGUUUUCGGGUUUAAAAAUUAUGGAGUGGAGUUGGUUCUUGUCAUCAUUUACAAACCAUGUAGUCAUAUAAAACAUUUACAUUGGCAGCAGGGGACAAUUAGAGGACAAAAUUGAGGUAAGAAAAAGUACACACAUUUUAUUUUUUUUUGUUGAAUAAAUAUAUAUACACUCUGAGACAGCUGAAGCCAAUGCAGUUUUCUGACACUCAAACCCACAUUUACAAAACUUGUUUCCAGCCUUUAAAAGGCUGUGCUGUAGAUGUAAACACUGGAGUUUCUGCAGAAACUGGAUUUUUUUUUUAAAGGGACAAUGUAAAACUUAUUGGAUUGAGCAGAAUAACGGGAGGCGGGGAACAGUUUAUUGGGUAGUUUGCAGCCGGGUGAGGUCACAGUUAACUCAAAGCAGCUUUUUAAGUUGUUUUUUGGGGGGGUUUUAUUCCAAAAUGAGGAGCUUGAGAAAAGACGAAGCUUCUAUGUAGUAGAUUCAAGCUGUAAACUGUACAUUUUUAAUAUUUUGCAGACAGCGAGUGUCUGUUCUGGUGACUUGCAUCAUCAGUGAACAACAACUGCAUGUCAUCAGCAGCAUGAUAACACAAGGUUGGUCAAACUGAACCAAACGCACUGAAUUGGAGUAAUUUAAACUGUAAUUUGAAAAAUCUACAUAUUAUAAAUUUAGUAUGAGAUUUUCCUAAUUGCUGUUUUUUAAGUUAAGUGUAGAAAUGCGAUGACAGGCUUUCCCCAGCAACAUACAAGCUAGAUUUAAGAAACAAGUCACAUUCAUGGGUGGGUUUAGGUAAAGGGACAUGCCAUACGAGCACAGUUACAAAAGUUAAGCAGGAGUCAGCAGGUGAAUCAAUUCAAUUAAUUGUGACAAUUGUGUUGUCACAGACUUUUUGAAAUAAGGAGAAGAUGUAGGCAAAUGUCUUCUGGAACCAUGUGAACAUGGUGCAUUAGAGCACCAUAGUGCAUGUGUUCAGGUCAGAAUUUCCUCUAAGGCAUUUAGCAAUAAACAGCAUGCACUGAGGAAAAAUGUUUCCUUUGUUACAGAAUGGAAGUGAUGUUCCACCUCAACUACUGGACCGAAGUGUUAUUUCUGGGUACAGUAAAGCCAGCCAUGGGGCAGGUUGUUGAUCUGCUGUCGAAGGUGAGGGGAAGAUCAGAGCUGAGCAGCCAGCAGAUCAAAAUAAAGCCCUGAGGUGGAAGCUGGUUGUCUGGAGAAAAUCAGGACACAAGUCCCUUUCGGCAGAUGCUCACAUUUUCGGAACCUAUC
Messenger RNA from Fundulus heteroclitus (mummichog), 2499 nucleotides. RefSeq names its product chromosome 15 C1orf131 homolog (gene fsaf1). The transcript is spliced from 9 exons. NCBI's taxonomy places the organism in Eukaryota, Metazoa, Chordata, Actinopteri, Cyprinodontiformes, Fundulidae. The record is from RefSeq and is a predicted model, not a curated record. The coding region runs from base 139 to 912 and encodes 257 amino acids.